Lutzomyia longipalpis is the source of this 6071-nucleotide messenger RNA. RefSeq lists its product as uncharacterized. The transcript has 4 exons. Bases 757 to 5751 code for a protein of 1664 amino acids. Gene Ontology annotation, cellular component: Set1C/COMPASS complex. Gene Ontology annotation, biological process: positive regulation of DNA-templated transcription. The record is from RefSeq and is a predicted model, not a curated record. Lineage: Eukaryota; Metazoa; Arthropoda; Insecta; Diptera; Psychodidae.
GGAAUUUGUUUGUUUGGAGCGUUUGGUGAGAAAAAAAAAUUCCAUGGAAAAACUUAAAAACUCAUUUUUGGGCCACAAAAAAAGUAAUUUCGCUGGAAAACUUGGGAAAAUUGCGAAAAACCUUCCGUGCGAGUGAAACAAUAAAUGGACGUGCGACUGAGAGAAUGGCGGUGAAAUAGCUCAUAACGUACAUCUGUCUCUUUUUCUCCUCAACCAACAAUGCCAAAAAUAGCAGUGGUCACUUUUUGAACUAAUAUUAUAAAAUAAUAAAGAAGAAGAAGAAGACGGGUGAGAAAACAGGACGUCGUGCGUGUGCUACGUGUGAAUUUCAACAUAUUGCGUCGCAGCAUCGUGCAAACGGGGAACUUUUCACCAACUCAUUGGGGCGCUUCGUCUCGAGAGGCCAUCUUGGUUACAUCAAAACUUCACUUCAUUUGGCUUAUCUUUGUGCGCGAGGGAGCAUUUUGACGGUGAGAAAAAAAACGGGGCAUCGCGGGCCCCCUUUUUUCGUGCAUUUCUGCAAUUUGUAUCCCGGAAAUUGAGGCGUUUUCGCGCGGGACAUUCGAAGGUGACAAUAUUUCAUCACAAACAUCUGCGUGACGCCACUGAGGGCGUUUUCUGCGCGUGCAACGCCCCAAGGGGGCUCCGCCACGGGUGGAUUACACACAUUUUGCGGGAUAAAUGAUUUUGCACUUUGGAGCUCAUUUAAGGGCGGAAUUUUCACAAAAAGUACGCUCCUAGUGUGAAAGAAAAAAAAUGGAAAAUUUAAAGACAGAAAGUGGAGAGAAUGGGGAUAUUUUACCUCAGCCAUGCUCAAAAGACAGUGUACGUGAUUUCUCGGAUGGAUCAACACUUAGAGGCUUUAAUUUCAAUGGACUCAACAUGCUUGAUCUCAGCCAUCAUCUCGAGAAUGACACUGUUAUGUCCACAUCAUCGUCAACAUCGGGUGGUUUGGUGAUUGAUCACGACGAUGGAGAGGGUGUGGAGAAUAGUACCCCAAAAGGUGGUGCUGAAUCAGCAUCAUCACCAUGUCACAAAGUACCCCAAGUAAGUAGCAAUGGGCACGUAGAUGUAUUCCCAACGCCCCUUCCGCGAAGACGCUCAAGCGCCUGGAGUGCAGAUAAAACUCUUGUGGUGGGAAAUACGAGAGACUGUUCACAGUACUUAGGUAUGCAGCCGUCAGUUAAGUUUAAAUGCUACAAAUGUGCCGAAUCCAACUUCCCAACGUUGCGGCAUCUCAAGGAGCACCAACAGGUGUGCCUGACAAAGGUUUCUACCGCCACCGUGGAGGGGAAUAAUGGCCCCAAUGGACGACGAACAAAUGGGGAGUACACAAAGCCACCACAUACGGAGGAUCCCAAUACGAAAAUUCGUAUCUCCCGGAAGGUUUUCUUGUGCUCCGCAUGUGGGACGUACUAUGAAAAUUGGAAUUUAUUCCUGCACAUGCGAGAGGUACAUCGAAAGCACAUUUGUCUCCUCUGCUUGGGGAUGUUCCCAUCAGCUGAGCGCCUACAUCAUCAUCUCGAGAGUAGGCAUAGCAUUGCACCAGCUGAUCUCGGUGGCACCGGUGACAUAAUGGGGCAAAUAAAUUCUCAACUUUUCUACCUGAUGUGUGUGACGUGUGAGCAUAUUUUCACGGAACACGAUCAAUUUGUCAACCACAAUUGUGAUACAUACCUCCAACCGUGUGGACUGUGUAGUGUCCGGGGGGCACAUCGUACCAAUUGUCGUGCACGUGUUAGUGAAACGUCAAAAGCAAAACGCAAUGGGCAAACAUCAAACAAUGACGUACUUGUGGCGGCUCCCCAUUCAGCUGCUGCUGCUGCUGCUGCUGCCCCCGUUCCUGUGCCCAUUGUGAAGCAGAAAGAGGAGAAAGUUCAACCAAUACAACAACCUCCUCCGGCGGAACCAUUAGAUCCAGUUGGGGAAAUGUGGCGAAGGUAUCUCAAUGGGGAUUUCGAUGGGGAACAAUCCCAAACACCGGAACCACAGGAGGAAGAGAAAAAACCCGUGGAAGAGGAGCCACCACAGCGACUCUUGGUGCCAAAGUUGAAAGUUAAAAUUCCAAAGGAAUUUCAAGCUAAACUAAAUUCACCAUCAUCCUCAUCGGAGGUGGAAUCAGAAGAGGAGGAAAUUAUUAGAUCACAUGAAACACUUCCGGAGAUUCCACCGCAAGAGGUGAAAGAUGAAGCUGUGGAGGAAGAAGAAGAUGAGGAGUGUGUGAAGAAGGAGGAUGCGGACGAUGAGGAGGUGCAACAGCAGGCGCAAGGGGAAGAAGUGAAGCAACAUGAAAAUGAGGAAAUUAAAACAAGUUUCCCCGAAAUCCCGUCAAAUGUUGUGGAUGAAAAUAUCAAGACGGAGCCAAAAGUUGAGACGAAAAAUGAGGAGGAGGAGGAGGAAGAUGAGGAAGAAGAUGAAGAUGGGAUACAGAUUGCACGGAAAGAUGCUCAAAUGUUUGAUUUACGUCUAAAUCAACCACUCGAUCGAAUUGAUAUGGUGGAACUCCUGAGGAUUUGUCUAAAGCAAACAAUCCCCUUUUGUCUGUACUGCAAUCAUGCUACACGAAUUGUUGUCAAUGCAAAGCAUCUAGCAAUGCACCUUAUUGCCACACAUCGUUUCACGGCAACAGUGGACAGUAUAACAGCGGAGGAAUUGCAACCGGAAACAAUUGUAGCACGCGUGAAGAAGGCUCUUGAUGAACUCGAUGGGAUCUACAUUAAUUUGGAUACAUUUGACAGUCGUGAGGAGAUGGCACUGAAAUCACCGUGUGAUCGUUCAUUUAAUUGCUUCCAGUGUCGCUUGACGGCAAAAGUUCACAAGGAAUUGUAUCAGCAUAACCGGAAGAUGCACAUGAAGACCGUCAUUCUGUGUUUAAUGUGCAAAUCCGCACUUUACAGCUACAGUGAACUCCUCUAUCACAUGUGUCCGGGAUAUAUGAGUACCACGGCGACGCUUGAAUUGAAAUUUCGGUGUGGCUUCUGUAGUCUCCACAACAUUCCAUCGGCCUUUCGGCUAAUGGUUCACCUGAGGAAGAAGCAUGGAAUCUGUGAGAUUUGCCUCGAAGACUGUGGUGAUCAGUUUAAGUUGUCAAAUCACGUGUGGAAGCAUAAAUUGCAACAUCUCUGCUUCCGCUGUGGGAUUGUUUAUCGCAAUAAGCCCGACAUAACGAAGCAUCUCUUUUGGAAACAUGGAACGGAGAGUGUGACGUGUAAAAAGUGUUUGCAGAAGAAAUGGCCACUUGUCUAUCAUUUUUGCAUCCCUCCGGCACAAUUUACGUGUGAACAUUGCCCGCAAAUCUUCACAAGAGCUGUCUCCCUCACGGUACAUAGGAGAUUCCACACAGGGGACUUCAAGUAUCCCUGCACAGAGGAGAAUUGUGAGAAGAAAUUCAUUUCAAAGAGAAUCCUCGAGAAGCAUACAUUGAAGCAUAGUCAAUUUAUUGCUGAUGAACCGGUAUUUUUUGAAGAGAAGAAACCCACACCAUGUGAAUUGAAGGAUCCCGUGCCGAUGGAUGUGGAAGAGAAGCCCGAUGGGGAAACGGAGAAGGUUGUACGAAGUGAGAAACGGGGGAAGAAGUCAAAAUCCAAACGGGAUGAUGCAAAGAAGAUGGAUUUGAUGGAUAUUGAUUUACCAGCACCGAAUUUGAGUGAAAGUGACAGUGAUAUGGAUAUUGAUAGGGAUGAUUCAUCAAAGGAUGAUGCAGUACAACAGGAAGUAGCUGCUAUUGCUCCCACUAUUGCACCUUCUGCAGAAACAACCACAGAAGCAGAAGUAGGAGCAGCAGAUGAUGAUGCUGCUGCCAAAACAGUUGCAAUGGAUGUGGAGGCAGCAGAUGUAGUUGCGGAUGUGGCAGUGGAAGAGGAGAAAUCGGUUCAACCUGAUGUGGAUAUUUGGGCAAAUUUCAAGAGUUACCAAACUCUCCAGCAGCAAGCGAGUAAAAUUGAUUCCGGGAGUGAUGAUGAUGAAGCCCUUGCUGAAGCCUCCGUGCCCAUUCUUCAUGUUUCACAGAGUGAUCAUGAUUACUGCUCAAUCUAUCGUGUUCCCGGAAAGACAGAUCCGAAAAGGGAGAAUGACGUGAAAGCUGAAGUAGCAAAUACCACACGGAAUACUGAUGCAAAGUCCGGUGAUUCGAGUGAUUCAAGUAGUGGAUCAGAUUCAACGUGUACGUGCGAAUCAAAUUGUAGCUGUAGUAGCUCAAGUAGUUCCGGAAGUACGAGUUCCUCGUCCACAAGUAGCGAUGAAGAGCAACAGCGGAAGCAACAGUCGCCGGAGCGAAAGAAGAAGCACAUGAAGAAGCGAGAAAAGGGUGGUAAAGAAGUCAUGAAGGAGGAGACAAAACAGAGUACGGAUGUAAUAGAUGUGGUGACAGUUGAUAAGCUUCAUGAGGGUGAUGAAAAUUUUGAGGUUCUCUUUGAAUCGGACCUUGCAACUGAUGAAUCCGACACCGAUGAAGAUUUCUACGAUGAGCACCCACAGAAAGUUGCCCGAGAAAUGAUGAUGGCGUGGAAUAGGAAAUUUGAUGAUGAAUCCCGUGAUGAUGGUACUCUUGCGGGGGAUGAGGAAGAUACAACAUCUGAUAAACCAUCAGCACCACCACCAGCAGCAGCAGCUCCUGUACCACAUCAAGUUCCGGUGAAGAAAUCUCAAAAGGUGAAACGUAAGAAGAAGGAGAAGCGUCAUCAGAAGUUGCCGCCACUCAAGCUAAGCCUCAUUGCUGCCAAUAAUACCCCAUCUGUGGUGCAGCAAAUGACGCCAAAAGUGUUGCCGAAGAUGAAAUCUCCAGCAUCAGCACCAAUCCUCACGGCGGCACUCACAUCGUCAACACCCCUCGUGAGUUCGGCCGUGGGACAGCAACACAUUAGUCGUCCAUUGAGUGCAGGAUUGAGUAAUGGGGAGGAUUCGCAGGGUUUGAAGCGAAGUAAGAGACGGCGAAUCCCGAAUAAGUUUUAUGGCUAUUCAAGUGAUGAAGAUGGCCCGAGUGGAUCAAAUCCGGGUACACCACACUUACCGGCUGUCCUAAAGCCAAUCCCACCGCCAAAUUUGGUGUGGCGCAAGGAGGAUUUGCCACAGAAUAGUGGUGGUGGUGGUGGGACAAAGAUGCGCUCACCAAACUUCCAAUCGCUUCUUAUGGCGAAAAAACCCUCACCCAGUAGUGAUUUUGCCACUUACAACGUUCAACCACCGGCACAAUUGCCACCACAGAUAUUUGCGUCAACAUCCCCCGGAGGAGCGAAGGAGACAACAACGCAUUCGUCAUCAUCAUCAUCAGUGGGUGUGGUGCAACCUCUAAGGAUACCACUAAUACCUCCCGUUGUCCCCGUUAAUCGUUCCUAUUCGGAUAUGGCGGAAGUUCAGGCGAAUGCUGGUGCUGCACCAGCAUCGGGAAGUGGUGAAGACGAUGAAGAUGAUGAGGAUAGUGCAUCGAGUGAUGCUAGUCACCUGGAGAUACGGGAUACAGCACCACCAAUGGGCCCAAGACCACCACCACCAACUCUUAGGAUUUCCCUGACAAAUCAAACGGCCACAUUGGGCGAUGCGAGACCCACACAGAAGCCCACAGAUAAUGUCUACUGCUACUGCCGGUGCCCAUAUGAUGAAGUAAGUGAAAUGAUUGCCUGCGAUGGGGACAAUUGUGCCAUUGAAUGGUUCCACUUUGAGUGUGUAGGCAUAAUGGUGCCGCCCGUGGGGAAGUGGUAUUGCCCCGAAUGCAAGCUAAAGCAACAACAGGACACACCAGGAGGCUUCUACUGAUAAACUUCACCACACCUAUUUACCUGCCUGCUUCCUCCUCUUCAAAUCUCUUCAAGUGAGAGAUUGUAUUCCUCGUUUUUUUUUCUUUGGAUUUGGAAUUUAGAAAAAAAAAAUAAAAUUUUCAUUGUGUUUUAUCCCCCCUGUUUCACUCUCUGAUUGCCGAAGAAGAAGAUGAAGAAAACAAAAAUAUAUUGUAUCAAUGUAUAAAUUUAAUGUGAUAAUGCAUUGUUUAAUUAGUGAGAAAGAGACGGGAGAUGAAAAAAAAAGGAUAAUGACUUUUAGUGAUGUAACUGCAAAUAAAGUAGGAAGUAAAAAUUGAA